This is a messenger RNA of Capronia coronata CBS 617.96, 6105 nucleotides long. RefSeq lists its product as uncharacterized. The record is from RefSeq and is a predicted model, not a curated record. Gene Ontology annotation, biological process: regulation of ARF protein signal transduction. NCBI's taxonomy places the organism in Eukaryota, Fungi, Ascomycota, Eurotiomycetes, Chaetothyriales, Herpotrichiellaceae. The transcript has 2 exons. Gene Ontology annotation, molecular function: guanyl-nucleotide exchange factor activity. The coding region runs from base 1 to 6105 and encodes 2034 amino acids.
AUGUCUGGCGUCGAAGGCGAAUCGCCGGAGACUCAGUCAAGUCCGCACCCCGAGUUGCAUUCGCGGAAUGCCUCAGCAGAAGACAUCCGCGAAGAAGGCCAGCAAGAUCACUCUGAGGAGCUAUCUGUCCCCGCCGACCCUACAAGUCAUGGAGUAACAAUCACAAUUGAGGAUGCCGAUGCGGACGCCGCACGCGAGGGGACACCUACAGACGAGGACGCUGCUGAUGCUGCUGAUGCUGCCUCCCAAGAUGGCACUUCAGUCGUGACCGAGUCACAGGUGGACUCUCGCCAACCUCCCAUGCCACAGGGAGAUGCAGAAGACACUUCUUUGAACACAGCUCCCCCACAAGGGUCGGAAGAGGCUUCCCAAAAUGGGGCUGGGGUCGAGGGAGACCUGCCUCAUCAGCAACAGGAUGAGGGUAUUACAGCUUCAACAUCGCAUGAAGGCGCGCCUCCAACGCGUCCAGCACGAUCCGAUUCACGAUCUACAACCAUGUCGAGACCUUCGCCAGUCAAUUCCACGGUUUUCGUGGUGAAUGCAUUGGAAACUAUUGCGGCGGCCAAGGAGGUCCGAAAGAACAAGGAAUUCGCAGACGCUGUUCAGGCAGCUUUAUCGAAUGUCAAGAGCUCGGAGCAGGCAGUCAAUCCUGAGAUAAUAUUCCGACCGUUACAGAUGGCAACCAGGUCCUUCCACGUUCCGCUGCAGGUGACGGCUUUGGACUGUAUCGGGAAGCUCAUAAGCUAUUCAUACUUUGCAUUUCCAGUCGUUGCUACCAACCAGCCGGCUGUGGCGGACACUCCUCCUCUGAUCGAGCGGGCCAUCGAAGCCAUCUGUGACUGCUUCGAAAAUGAAGCUACUCCGGUCGAGGUUCAACAACAGAUAAUCAAGUCAUUGCUAGCAGCUGUCCUAGAUGAUAAAAUCGUCGUGCAUGGUGCUGGUCUUCUCAAAGCGGUCCGACAGAUCUACAAUAUUUUCAUCUAUUCCAAGUCAAGUCAGAACCAACAAGUCGCACAGGGGUCUCUUCUCCAGAUGGUUGCAACGGUAUUCGAACGAGUCAGGGUUCGUUUGGACAUGAAGGAGGCUCGCCUACGGGAGCAUACUGGAGCCAAAUCAGACGAUGCACUGUCUGGCGAAGCUUCGAUGCUUGAGCAUGGCGAGCUGAACGGACUCAACGAACAGGCUGAGACACCAGACCAGGAAACUCCUCCUCAGCUAUCGGAGGGCUCUCCGAAGACGCAGGAAAAGUUGACUCUGCAGAGCUUCGAGAACAACAAACAUCUCGAUGAUGCUGUCGUAGCUGACAGUGCACCAACGACGGUGACGCGGGCAAGAAGAGAGCGCAAGAACACUCGCUCUUCAUCCGGACCCGUGUCUCGCCAUGAAGACCAUGAAGAUAGCGAACUCUCCCCUGAAGAUGAGGAUGACAUCUACAUCAAAGACGCCUUCCUAGUCUUUCGCUCCUUAUGCAAACUCAGCCAAAAAGUCCUAAACCACGACCAGCAGGACCUGCGGGGCCAAAACAUGCGCUCGAAGCUACUCUCUCUCCAUCUCAUUUAUCAUGUACUCAACAAUUAUACCACUGUGUUCACGUCUUCAUUCUCCAUAAUCAAAAGCAGCAACAAUGAUGAAGGUACACCCUUCUUACAAGUCGCGAAACCACAUCUGUGUCUCAGCCUGUCCCGCAACGCCGCCAGUGCGGUGUCACGAGUUUAUGAAGUCUGCUGCGAGAUUUUCUGGCUCUGUCUGAAGAAUUUGCGGGUACUCUUGAAGAAAGAACUCGAGGUUUUCUUAAAGGAGAUCUACCUUGCCGUGUUGGAGCGGCGCAGUGCUCCUCCGUUCCAGAAACAAAUGUUUCUAGACGUCCUGGAACGACUGGCAGGGGAUCCUCGCGCUCUCGUUGAGGUUUACCUCAAUUACGACUGCGAUCGGACCGCUCUGGAUAACAUGUAUCAAGAAAUCAUUGAGCACCUUUCCCGCAUUUGCAGCACGCCAGUGGUUGUCACUCCGCAGCAACAGCACCAGUAUCAAGAGCAACAGGCGAAACAGGCAACGCAAACAGCAGACUGGCAUUCCAGGGGUUCAUUACUGCCUGCACUCUCCACGACCAGUUUGAGCCACCCGAGCCCCCCUCCAUCCCCCGUGCCAAUCGAGUACACUUUGAAGCAGCAGGCGCUGCGUUGUUUAGUAGAGACUCUGAGUUCUCUAGACAACUGGUCGAGUCAUCCUGUUCCCGAUCAUAAUGAUGGGUCACGGUACCCGACCUCAAGAGCAUCAUUUGAAGACUCCCGAGAAUCCCUUGAUGACAGCGAAAGACCUCCACCUUCGCCGCGAGUUCAUGGGGGAAGUGAAUCAGGGUUCUCGACACCGGUGGCGGAAGACGAUCCAAACGAGAUCGAGAAAGUGAGAAAACGCAAAUCGGCGUUGAAUGAGGCCAUCAGGCAAUUCAACUUCAAACCCAAACGAGGCAUCAAGACUCUCAUAGCCGAGGGAUUUAUACGCAGCAACGCUCCGCAGGAUAUUGCUAAAUUUCUCUACGGCAAUGAACGGCUGGAUAAAACAACUCUUGGGGAGUAUCUUGGAGAAGGCGACGAACAUAAUAUCGCCGUUAUGCAUGCCUUUGUCGACAUGAUGGACUUCAGAAAACGACGGUUCGUUGACGCCCUGAGGCAAUUUCUGCAAAGUUUUCGAUUACCUGGAGAAGCUCAAAAGAUUGAUCGCUUUAUGCUCAAGUUCGCGGAGCGCUAUCUGAGCGGCAAUCCUAAUGCUUUCGCCAACGCCGACACUGCAUACGUCUUGGCAUACUCGGCUGUCAUGUUGAACACCGACCAGCACAGUACGAAGAUGAAAGGGCGAAGAAUGACCGUUGACGACUUCAUCAAGAACAAUCGGGGAAUUAAUGACGGUCACGACCUGCCUGCAGAGUAUCUGGCCAGCAUUUACGAGGAUAUCGCUUCCAAUGAGAUCGUCCUAGCAUCUGAACGCGAGCACGCUGCCGAGCUGGGUAUUAUUCCCGCAACGCCUUCUGCUGGAUUAGCUUCAAGGGCUGGCCAAGUAUUUGCCAACGUUGGGAGAGAUCUGCAAAAGGAAAAAUACGCACAAGCUUCUGAGGAAAUGGCAAACAAGACCGAGCAAUUAUAUCGGAGUCUCAUCAGGGCGCAGAAACGCUCUGCGGUCCGCGAAGCUCUGUCACGGUUCAUUCCAGCCACUUCCGUCAAGCACGUGGGCCCCAUGUUCAAUGUCACCUGGAUGUCAUUCCUCUCAGCAUUCUCGAGUCAGAUGCAAGAUGCACAGAACCUGGAACUUAUCAAGCAGUGCUUGGAAGGCUUCAGGCUAGCCAUCAGAAUUGCCUGUAGGUUUGACCUCGAGACGCCUAGAGUUGCCUUCGUGACGGCUCUGGCCAAGUUUACAAAUCUAAGCAAUCUCAAAGAGAUGAUGGCCAAGAACUUGGAAGCGCUGAAAGUGCUUAUCGAAGUGGCCUUGACUGAGGGCGACGGGCUGAAGAGCUCGUGGCGGGAGGUGCUAAUGUGCAUCAGCCAGCUCGAUCGAUUACAGCUGCUGUCCACGGGCAUCGAUGAGGAGGCAAUUCCUGAUGUGACCCGGGCAAGUAUACCCACGCCUUCUAACCUCAAAGACACACGCCGAAGUCGGCGGUCAAUGCAAGCUGUCAAACGUCCUAGGCCCCGGUCUUCUCACAGCUUUCGACCAGAAGUGGCGGACGAGACGAAAUCCACGGACAUGAUCCGUGGAGUCGAUCGUAUCUUCACCAACUCCUCGAAACUGUCAUCCGAAGCAAUUAUCGACUUUGUGCGGGCCUUGAGCGAGGUCAGCUGGCAAGAGAUCCAGUCUUCGGGCAACAGUGAUUCUCCACGGACCUACAGUCUUCAGAAACUCGUUGAGAUCAGCUACUACAAUAUGACGAGGGUGAGGAUAGAGUGGACGCGUAUAUGGGAAGUGCUCGGCGAACAUUUCAAUCAAGUUGGCUGUCACAACAACACGGCCGUGGUCUUCUUUGCCCUCGAUUCAUUGCGGCAGCUAUCAAUGAGGUUCAUGGAGAUUGAGGAACUGCCCGGGUUCAAAUUCCAGAAAGACUUCCUCAAGCCUUUCGAACACGUCAUGGCGAACAGCAACGCCGUGUCGGUGAAGGACAUGAUCUUGAGAUGCCUGAUCCAGAUGAUCCAAGCUCGUGGGGACAAUAUCCGAUCCGGGUGGAAAACGAUGUUUGGGGUCUUCUCUGUUGCUGCCCGCGAACAAUACGAGUCGAUUGUCAAUAUUGCAUUUGACUACACGACUCAGAUCUACAACACCCGGUUUGGCGUUGUGAUAUCCCAGGGCUCUUUUCCAGACAUGAUCGUUUGUCUCACUGAGUUCUCGAAGAACCUCAAAUUCCAGAAGAAAUCACUUCAAGCGAUCGAGCUCCUCAAGUCGACGGUUCCAAAGAUGCUGAAGACACCCGAAUGUCCUCUGUCAAGGCGGCAUAUUAAAGGGGUCCAGGCAGGAGAUUCGGACAUUGUCGCUGGGGUCAAACAGCCAACUUCUCAGACCGAGGAGGAACAGUUCUGGUACCCGGUUCUCAUAGCCUACCAGGACGUUUUGAUGACUGGGGAAGAUCUCGAAGUGCGUUCCCGAGCUCUCACCUACCUGUUCGAGACACUGAUCCGAUACGGCGGCGACUUUCCCAUCGAUUUUUGGGAUGUCCUUUGGCGCCAACUCCUCUAUCCGAUCUUUGUUGUUCUGCAGUCCAAGUCGGAAAUGUCCAAGGCUCCUAACCACGAGGAACUGUCCGUCUGGCUGUCGACGACGAUGAUCCAAGCCCUUCGAAACAUGAUUACCCUAUUCACGCACUACUUCGAGUCCCUAGAGCACAUGCUCGAUCGCUUCCUGGAUCUUCUUACCCUGUGCAUCUGCCAGGAAAAUGACACGAUUGCCCGGAUCGGCAGCAACUGUCUUCAACAGCUCAUUCUGCAGAACGUCACGAAAUUCACGCCUGAGCACUGGUCAAGGAUUGUGAUGGCGUUUGUGGAGCUGUUCAACCGAACGACUGCUUAUGAGCUGUUUUCCGCCGCCGCAACCAUGUCCGAUGCGCGACCUACGCCAACCCACGAUGGAUCCGAUGGUCUGUCCAUCUCAGGGACAACCAUCGUGAACACUGCAACAACGAACGGCGGCGCAAGUGAAGGGCAUGCGCUCGCUUCUCCUCCAGAGUCACGCGCAGACCCGAUGGCUGCCGCGCCCGAAAUCCUCCCAGCUCAGACGACGCCCGAGCUCGAAGACUACCGCCCACAUUCGGACAUGCAAGUGACGGCACCGGUGGUGACAGCAGCACGCCGUCGGUUCUUCAACAAGAUCAUCACCAACUGCGUCCUACAGCUCCUUAUGAUCGAGACUGUGGCCGAACUCUUCUCCAACGACUCGGUGUAUGCCCAGAUCCCUUCUUCGGAGCUCCUCCGGCUGAUGGCGCUCCUGAAGAAAUCGUACCAAUUCGCCAAAAAAUUCAACGGCGACAAGGACCUCCGCAUGGCGUUGUGGAGACAAGGCUUUAUGCGACAGCCGCCGAACCUGCUGAAGCAAGAAUCCGGCUCGGCCAACACCUAUGUUAGUAUCUUGUUACGCAUGUAUCACGAUGAAGGAGAGGAGCGAAGAGCGAGCCGAGAGCAGACCGAGGGUGCACUGAUUCCGCUGUGCGCCGACAUCAUCCGGUCUUUCGUCCUGCUCGACGAGGAGACGCAACAGCGCAACAUCAUCGCGUGGCGGCCCGUCGUCAUCGACGUGCUGGAAGGCCUCACCAACUUCCCCAAGGACAGCUUCGAGAAGCACGUCGACAUCUUCUACCCGCUGGCCGUCGGCCUGCUGGAGAAGGAAGUCAACGCCGACCUGCGCUCGGCGCUGUGGGGCAUGUUCCGCCGCGUCGGCGAGGUCAAGUUCAACAUGCCCGAGUUGAUCAUGGCGCGUGGUCGGGACGAUAGUGUCAGCUCCACCACGCGGAACGGCAGCAUCGGCGGUGCCACUCCGACGAGCCCCGGCACGUCUCAGUCUGGUCGUGGAUUCGAGUACGCGGCGAGCAGCAGGAGGGGUAGCAGGGUCAGCAGAACCGGUGCGGUAUAG